UGUACUUAAUUAGUUGUUUAAUGUGCAAUACUUGCUUGAGUUUGGGUAUACGGAAAUGUCUUUAAAUAAUUAUCUCAAAUUACAAUACCUACCUGCAUUUUCCUGUUGUUGGUUUAUUUUAGCUUUCAGCACAACGUACCUUAUAUCGGUCUAUCAUGAGCACGUCUAUCCCAUUCUCCCGUACAUAAGUGAAACUGGAUCAAGUCCGCCUGAAAGUUGCAUCUUCGGACAAAUGGUAAAUUUCGGCGCGGUUCUACUGGGAGUAAUCAUGUACAUCAGAUACCGUCAAGUGGAUUUCGUCUUAACCGCUGGAAGUAUAGCAUUAAAAAGAACGUGGAAUGAAAUGUCGUUCUGGUGUGGAAACCUCAUUUGUUUUGGGGUAACUCUGGUGGGCAAUUUUCAGCAGACCAAUGCGUCUUGGAUGCACUUUGGUGGUGCAUUUCUAACAUUUGGUGGAACUGCGGUGCUUUUUAUUAUACAGACUCGAAUUGGAUUCGCGCUAAGACGAUUUUACAUCAGGUUUCCAAGAUAUGGGGUAGGAAAUAAAAUGAUGUACUUCAGAGUAUUUUUAACGAUAUUCUAUAACACAUUAUUUAUAAUGAUGUGUGUCUGUGCCGUUAUUUCGGUAGACCACUUCACAGGACUAGAUUACAAAUUGUGGACUAAUGAACACGGAGGAUAUUCCAUCCAUCUUGCAUCCACACUCUCUGAAUGGCUUUUGGUUUUAGUAUUAAUGCUGUAUGUACUUACAGUUUCAAAAGAAUUUAAAUCUCUAGAAUAUCAAGAAAUUAAAUUCUUAAAUAAGAAUGUUGAUAGAAAUUGUAUUGAAUGUUGUUAAUUUAUACCAGUUUGUAUAGUACCUAUAAUUUAUGUACCUAGUUCAAUA
This is a messenger RNA of Photinus pyralis (common eastern firefly), 886 nucleotides long. RefSeq names its product DNA damage-regulated autophagy modulator protein 2-like. Bases 56 to 838 code for a protein of 260 amino acids. The transcript has 5 exons. Lineage: Eukaryota; Metazoa; Arthropoda; Insecta; Coleoptera; Lampyridae. The record is from RefSeq and is a predicted model, not a curated record.